This is a messenger RNA of Hevea brasiliensis (rubber tree), 2234 nucleotides long. Its product is annotated as wall-associated receptor kinase-like 20. Gene Ontology annotation, biological process: protein phosphorylation; cell surface receptor signaling pathway. The record is from RefSeq and is a predicted model, not a curated record. Lineage: Eukaryota; Viridiplantae; Streptophyta; Magnoliopsida; Malpighiales; Euphorbiaceae. The transcript has 3 exons. Gene Ontology annotation, molecular function: protein serine/threonine kinase activity; ATP binding; polysaccharide binding. The coding region runs from base 128 to 2029 and encodes 633 amino acids. Gene Ontology annotation, cellular component: plasma membrane.
UUUGCACCAUAAGAAUCUUCUAAAAUCUGCCCAAAAUCGCCACUCCAAUAAAUUAACAAACGCUGUCUUCUUCGUGGCACCAACUCUCGAUCUCCGGCACUUCAUUUCCCCAAAACCUCAAGCCACGAUGAGGCCACUACCAAACCUCCUCCUCCCCCUCCUCUUUACGGCGGCGCUGCUGCUAACAUGCCCCAUGCCUGCCUUCUCCGCUACUCGGUGUCCCAACUGUGGCUCUACCCCAGUCCCCUACCCAUUCAGCACGGGGUCUAGUUGCGGCGACCAAUCGUAUAAGAUCCGGUGUGACGCUGGUACACUCAUGUUUGACACGCUUAAUAACUCGUAUCCAAUCAGUUCCAUCAACCCUUCAAUUCAACGGCUCGUGAUACGGCCUGCAAGUCUCUUACCAAACACUUGCGUCACGUCCGAUUUUGUCCACCAAGGCAUCCAGAUGAACAGCUCACUCCCUUUCAACAUCACCGGUGAUAAUACUGUUAUGUUCUUGAACUGUACGGACUCGUUGCUAAGUUCACCGUUGAAUUGCUCGGCGAACAGCUUGUGCCAAUUGUACGUUAACGACGCUGGAUUAGCGUCGCCGUGUCAGGAUGCGUCGAUCUGUUGUACUUUCAAGGCUGGCGGUGGCACGACAUCGUAUAUGAUCCGGGUUAGAGAGGCUGGGUGUAUGGCCUACACGAGUUUUGUUAACUUGGACCCGAGUUUGCCAGUGAAUAGGUGGCCGAGCCCAGGAGUUGCUAUCCAAUGGGUACUACCUCAGGAACCGCUGUGUGGGUCUCAGGCCGGUUGCGAUGGAAACUCGACUUGUGGGCCUGACCCGAACACGGCUGGGGUCAGGAGGUGUUUCUGUAAUGGUGGGCUUCGAUGGGAUCCAAUUCAAGGGAUUUGUGCUGAAAAUGCGACGUGUCAAAAUCCUGAAGGCUGUGGGGGAUCAUCGAAGACUGCACUUAUAGCUGGUUUGACCUCUGGCCUAGGUGUAGCAAUCUUGCUAGGUACCAUUGCCAUCCUCUUAUACAAACGCCACAAGCGCAUUAAAGAAGCUAGAGAACGUCUGGCUAGGGAACGUGAAGAAAUCUUAAAUGCCGGAGGAACUAGAGCAGCAAAACUCUUUACAGGCAGAGAAAUAAAGAGAGCAACAAAUAGUUUCUCUAAGGACCACCUUUUAGGUGCUGGCGGCUAUGGUGAAGUCUAUAAAGGCAUUCUUGAUGAUGGUACUGUUGUAGCUAUCAAGUGUGCCAAGCUUGGAAACACCAAAGGCACUGAUCAAGUUCUCAAUGAGGUCCGAAUUCUAUGCCAAGUCAAUCACAGAAGCCUUGUAUGCUUGCUCGGUUGCUGUGUUGAGCUUGAGCAACCCAUCUUGGUUUAUGAGUAUAUUCAAAAUGGAACUCUUCUUGAUCAAUUACAAGGUCUAAAACCUGGUGGACGAGGACAACUAUCUUGGACACAGCGUCUCCGAAUUGCUCAUGACACUGCUGAGGGUCUUUCUUACCUCCAUUUCUCAGCUGUUCCUCCAAUUUAUCAUCGAGAUGUGAAGUCUAGCAAUAUACUUCUCGAUGAGAAAUUAAAUGCUAAGGUUUCGGAUUUUGGGUUAUCAAGAUUAGCUCAUAGUGACUUGAGUCACAUCUCAACUUGUGCCCAAGGUACUCUUGGUUAUCUAGAUCCUGAGUACUACAGGAAAUAUCAAUUAACUGAUAAGAGUGAUGUUUAUAGUUUUGGGGUUGUGUUGUUGGAGAUUUUGACUUCUAUGAAAGCAAUAGAUUUUAAUAGAGGAGAAGAUGAUGUGAACUUGGCAGUUUAUGCACAAAGAAUGAUGGAUGAGGAGAGAAUAAUGGAUAUGGUUGACCCCUUGUUAAAAGAGAAAGCGACUACUAUAGAGCUUGAGACAAUGAAGGCGUUGGGGUUUUUGGCUUUGGGUUGUUUGGAGGAAAAGAGACAAAAUAGGCCUUCCAUGAAAGAGGUUGUCGAAGAAAUUGAGUAUAUUAUGAGUAUUGCAACAACAAAGAACGUGGAAAACUAGCUUAGCCAUUGAUGGAGAAGCAUGUGAACACUGGUUGGGGUUCAGGUAUGAUUAAUACUUAAAUAUAAUUAUAAGAAUAUAAUAUUUAUAGUGAUGAGAUUGCAUAGCUUACAUGGCUUGAUUUCACUAGGUAUUUUGAUGCAUAUGCAUGGGUUUGAAUUUUGAUUUCAAUGAAAGUAUUUUGUACCCAUUUUUCCUUUUGAAA